Molecule: messenger RNA, 1562 nt
Organism: Trichobilharzia regenti
Lineage: Eukaryota; Metazoa; Platyhelminthes; Trematoda; Strigeidida; Schistosomatidae
Source: the annotation of a GenBank genome assembly
ACUAAUUUGAACGACGAAUCAAUCAUCACUCCCAAACUUUCAAGCAAAAAGCUUUAUUUUUACUUUACAUUGAUUGUUUUAAAGGCUACUUGUUUUAUUUUGUUUUACUGUGGCACUCAUAGUGAUAAAAGGACUUUUCAAGGGCGUGAAAGCAUUUCGACCGUUUGGCGAUGAACUGUGGUGAAAUAAUGAAUGGUGAUGCUCCAAGAAGAAAGGUGGCACUAAUAACCGGUAUAACUGGUCAAGAUGGAUCCUAUUUGGCCGAGUUUUUACUGUCAAUGAAUUACAUUGUUCACGGCAUAAUAAGAAGAUCAAGCUCAUUCAACACGGGUCGAGUAAACCACAUCUAUGAGAAGAACAAAGCUUUGAAGGAUAAAACGUUUUUCCUACAUUAUGGUGAUAUGACUGAUAGUUCUUCACUAAUCAAAGUCAUCAGUAAAGUUAUGCCGGACGAAAUAUACAAUCUGGCUGCUCAGUCACAUGUGAAGGUGUCGUUCGAGCUUAGUGAAUAUACUGGUGAAGUGGUUGCCAUCGGUACUUUACGUAUGUUAGAUGCUAUCCGGACUUGCAAAUUGGAGAAUAAAGUUAAGUUUUAUCAGGCUUCAAGUAGCGAGCUCUAUGGGAAAGUCGCCGAAGUUCCGCAGAGUGAGAAAACACCUUUCCAUCCUAGAUCACCGUACAGUGUCGCUAAACUGUAUGCCUUUUGGAUUGUUGUGAAUUAUCGGGAGUCAUAUGGAAUGUUUGCCUGCAACGGAAUUCUCUUCAAUCAUGAAAGUCCUCGGAGAGGUGAAACUUUUGUUACCAGAAAAAUUUCACGAGCAGUUGUGCGAAUUAAAAAGGGUUUACAAGACGUUUUAGAACUAGGAAAUUUGAAUGCUGAACGCGACUGGGGCUUUGCUGGUGAUUACGUUAAGGCCAUGUGGCUUAUGCUUCAGCGUGAUACUCCAGAGGAUUUCGUUAUUGCAUCUGGGGAAAAACAUUCUGUUCGUGAAUUCACCAGUUUAGCUUUCGAACAUGCUGGAAUCCACAUAGUUUGGAAGGGUACUGGUAUUGAUGAAGUUGGUAUUGAUUCAGCUACAGGGAAGGUUCUUGUUCGUGUUAAUGAACGGUAUUUCCGUCCAGCGGAAGUGGAUGAAUUAUUGGGUGAUUGUACUCGUGCUAAAGAAGUGUUGAAAUGGGAGCCUACUUGUGGUUUCAAAGACCUUGUUAAACUUAUGGUAGAUGAAGAUAUGAAACUAUUGGAAUCUGGUCUCACUCCUAUCUAACUUUAUAUUAUAUAUGUAAUGUAUUUUUUCACUGUAAUCUGGAGUUUUUUACAAUUUUUGUUUAUUAUUUCUAUACUACUGUCUCUGUUAUGAAUUGAUUUCUACAAGGCGUUCAUUGUUUCCUUCCUCUCUCUUUGUGAUAUGAAAUUCUUAUUUCUGUAAUAAAAUGUGAUGAACAAGUAGAUAAAAAAUGUAUCAUUUAAAAAAAUAUCAGUCCGUGUUAAUUCCUUACAGCUUGAAAAUCUCAAAUGGUGCAUUGAAAGCGUAAUUGAUUUGUCCACUUGUAUUUCGUUAUGU